This is a messenger RNA of Mycena citricolor, 2528 nucleotides long. NCBI's taxonomy places the organism in Eukaryota, Fungi, Basidiomycota, Agaricomycetes, Agaricales, Mycenaceae. The record is from the annotation of a GenBank genome assembly.
GUUUGAAUGAUCAUGAUCAACAAUUUUUAGUGAAAACAGAACAGUCUGUAGAUGAAAAAAUUGAGAGAGCCCUGCUGUGACAGCCGACUACGACAGUGGUGUCCUCGAGUGAGUUCGACAACUGGAAGCGGACGACGGAGGCAGAUGAAUACAGAAGAAAGCUCUCGCGGGGAUGGCCUUGUGGCACACAGUGUGCCAAUGAGGCCAAGGCCCUGACACAUAGGCCGCUAAGUGAAUAGGCUGGUAGCACACGAUUCCGCGCUGGUGCCGACCGUGGCGUUCUGCCGAACCAUUUUACGCGUAUGCCUGCCAACCGCUGGUUUCCGUUCCCAAAAACGGAGAUUUCCUUUUUGGGACGAAACGCAGUUCUCGCAUGUUGGUAGACGGUCGCUGAGCUCGGGCGUCGGCCAUGGAGAUAAGAGGCCAUACCCGGGUAUGGAGAUGGGACAGGACACUGGGAGAAUGUCGAUGGAUAGUAAGGGGCGUCUGAUAUGCGAAAGCAGAGGGUGUCAUGAUAGCCUAUACACCAUGGCAGUCCAAGGAACCGCUGACCGUACCAGGGUCAUACAGGGUGAAUGCUGGAUGCAUGGACAUCGGCUGGCGAGGGUGAUCGAUCAAUCGAGCCGGAGGGACACGAGACCUGCAGACUCGCCGUGUACGAUGGACGGCAUGAUCUCGACCCCUAGGAACGGUCACGAACAAAUAUCCUCCAUCCUACCUUGUCACAUGAGACCUCGAUAUCGAACCUUGCAUGAAGAGGCAGUCCGUAUGCUGUCCAUGUACAGAGUCCCUCGGUCCGGAAUGCGUAAAUUCGUGUGGGGUGAGCCAAAAGUGCAAGGCCUCUCUGCGAGGCUUUCCGCGAAAUUCUUCAGGUGAAACAUCGUAGCCGGACGUGUCCAUUCAUAGAGCAUGGUAUGAUCUCCACUUGUUUCUCGAGAGGGCGAAGCUAAGCAAUGACAGCAGAAAUCGAUGUGGCUGUGCAAUGAGGUCAUACUCACUGCUCUCUUCGGACCAGUUCGCAUACGAUAAACAACUGGCCGCAUAUAUCCUGUCAUCCGAAACCGCUGCAGCCGCUGGUAUACCGGUAGCUUUCACUUGAUUUCGCGGCGCACGGCGAUUCAAGGCUUCGGCCACCUUACCAAUGUGGCUCGGCCCCGGGCUGCGGGCUCGGUGUGGGAGACUCGUGACAAAGCUCGGGCGCUCGAGCGGAGGGUAUAACAGCUGGACACGCACCCGAAAGAUCUUAUCCACAUCGAUCAUCCUUCCCCAACGAACUCAUUACACCAUGCCCGAUAAACUGAUCUUCGUCACAGGCGCUUCGGGAUUCCUCGGCUCGCACGUUGUCCUGCAGCUUCUCGAGAAGGGGUACCGCGUCAGAGCUGCUGCUCGUGGUGUCAAGGUCGACUUACUGAGGGAGCGAUACGCCUCGCAUGCCAGUCAAUUCGAGGCAGUCGCCAUCCAAGAUCUCGUUCAUGACACGUUUCCCGCCGCGUUGGCUGGCGUUGACGCGCUUGUUCAUCUCGCCUCGCCUUUGGCAGGCCGGGAGGCGCCGGCUCAAAUUCUGCAGACGGCAGAAGAGGGCACAAUGAACGUGGUGCGCCAGGCUGAGAAGGCUGGCAUCAAGCGCAUCGUCGUCACAUGCUCGAUCGCUUCGGUCCUGAACCCGGAGAACAAACUCACCGACAAAGAUUGGAACCCGGUCACUCGGGAACUCGCCCUUGCAUCUGACGCCCCACCCCUCUUGACGUACUCGGCUUCGAAGAAAUUCGCGGAGCUGGCGCUUUGGGAUUGGGCGGAGAAGCACCCGGAAGUGGACGUCACCACUCUCAAUCCCACCUUCUUCUUUGGCCCAUUCACACCCGAAUUCCGCAUCCCCGAACCAGACACUGCGAUGCUCUCGACGAACGAUUACGUGUACCAGUUCAUCCAACCUCGAGGCCAGUUGAUGAGUCCCAUGUCUUACUUCGUCGACGUGCGCGAUGUCGCGAAAGCACACGUCCAGGCUCUGGUCUCUCCACCAAGCUCCGAGGUGGGGCGCAAGCGGAUCCUGUUGUCCUCCCCGCACGGCAAGACGUGGGCACAGAUCCUGGAAUAUAUCGCCGAAAAUCGGCCCGCGCUGAAAGAUCGUCUGAUGACUGUUCCGCCGACGCCUUCGACGAAAGGUGCCAUGCCCAUGGAUUGGGAGAGGGUGGAACAGGUGCUCGGCAUGAAGGUCGGUGACUUUCAUACCUUGGACGAGACUGUGCUUGGAGCGAUCGACGCGUUGUUGGAGUUGGAAGAUCGGUGGAGAGCCGCUGGUUACGAGUACUCGGCAUCGUCAGGAUGGGGACCUCGCGUGUGAGCUAGGAAAGAGGUAUCCGUUCGAGGCACGCCUAGGCAUAUAGGACAGUGUUCGAAAGGGAAGUUAGAAAUACGUCGUGGGAUUGUGUCCUGUGAUUGAAGAAUUAGAAAGUGAUUGCCAAGAGUAGAAAGAAUCCCUGCAGCCAGCGUGCAGCCAGCCCCAGUUUUGCUGCCAAAUGAAAUGUCAG